Messenger RNA from Cajanus cajan (pigeon pea), 1068 nucleotides. RefSeq names its product ras-related protein RABE1c. The record is from RefSeq and is a predicted model, not a curated record. NCBI's taxonomy places the organism in Eukaryota, Viridiplantae, Streptophyta, Magnoliopsida, Fabales, Fabaceae. Gene Ontology annotation, molecular function: GTPase activity; GTP binding.
UUGGUAACAUUUUUCAAUAUCAUUUGGUCUUCGAUCUCUUUCCAUGACUUCCUUCUCCUUCUAAGUUCUAACCAUCCGCCAACCGAUUCCGAUCUGUGUUCUGCACCGCCAUGGCAGCGCCACCCGCCAGAGCUCGCGCCGAUUACGAUUACCUCAUCAAACUCCUUCUUAUUGGCGACAGCGGUGUGGGGAAGAGUUGUCUGCUUUUGAGAUUUUCUGAUGGUUCCUUUACAACCAGUUUUAUCACCACCAUUGGCAUUGAUUUUAAGAUAAGAACCAUUGAACUAGACGGCAAACGGAUUAAGUUACAAAUCUGGGAUACUGCCGGUCAGGAGCGGUUUCGAACUAUUACCACAGCUUAUUACCGUGGAGCCAUGGGUAUUUUGCUGGUUUAUGAUGUUACUGAUGAAGCAUCUUUCAAUAAUAUUAGGAAUUGGAUUCGCAAUAUUGAACAACAUGCUUCUGACAAUGUAAGCAAGAUACUUGUGGGCAACAAGGCUGAUAUGGAUGAAAGUAAAAGGGCUGUGCCUACCUCCAAAGGUCAAGCACUUGCUGAUGAGUAUGGUAUCAAGUUCUUUGAAACUAGUGCAAAAACCAACAUGAACGUGGAAGAGGUUUUCUUUUCAAUAGCAAGAGAUAUUAAGCAAAGGCUUACAGACACGGAUUCUAGAGCUGAGCCUCAGACUAUCAAGAUUAACCAACCAGACCAGGCAGCCGGUGGUGGUCAACCUGCACAAAAGUCGGCUUGCUGCGGUUCAUAAAAAGAAUCAGUAUCUGCAGCAAAAGAGUGCAGGUUUUCUACAAUAGCACUCAUCUGGGUGCUAAUGUUAUUCUGAUGACAUUAUAAGUGGGAGCAUGUAUUUGUCCCAAUGUAUCUCCCAACUGCAGAUGUCGUGUUUUAAAGUUAAUAUUUUAAAUUCUUUGCUCAUGGAGUUGGUGGAAAUUGUUGUGACUAGUUGAUAUGCUUCACUUUUCUCUCAUUUGUAGUCUGACUCUUAAAAGGACAUCUUCAUUAGAUUCGGCUAGAUUAUCGCAACAGUUUGAUCAUUUGCAAAAUGUCGGUCCAAA